CAACCUUGGAAUCUGGGAUCGAGUACUUCGAAUCGGGCUGCACUCCAUAGAAUCACGUCGAUAGAAUCCCAUCAACCCGUAAUUUUCACACCGUCACCACACCAGCGUCAAGUUCACACGCAUAACGCACAUCACCCUUUUAAUAAUUCGAGCGCGCACGUAUUUAUAACUCUUCGACACUCGUCCCCAACCCAACCCAACCCAACCCACGAAACCAGAGCGGUAAAAGCUCCAGGUUACCUCGGUAUCCAAGAAGCAGGAAGAAGAGUCCAGGCUAUAUCCGGACUCGUAGGUACGUGUUGCACCCGAAACACACACACACACCACACCUCUCGGGCGCACAGCAAAGUUCAUCAUGUCCUAUCCGCCUCCUCCAGGCUCCAGCAAUUCGCUCCCCCCGCGUCCGCCCCCCUCGCGCUUCUCCGGCUUCAAGCCAGCCUUCUCGCCCGCGCCAACCCACUCCCCGAGCCCCGGCCCCUACGCGCCUCCCGCAUACUCCAGCGCGCCGACAUAUGCUAGCGCUCCCGCCCCCGCCAGAAGCCAGUAUGGCUCCUCGUACCAGCCGUACGCGCGCCCGGGCCCCGUGACCGGCGGCUACCAACACCAAUCGCAGCCAGCAGCAGCAGCAGCAGCGAAUCCGUACUCGUACCCCGGCCAGCAGCACCAGCAGCAGCAGCAGCAGCAGGGCUACCAGCAGAGCUACUACAGCGCGCCGCAGGUAGCCGCCGGCACCACCGCCGCGACCUCGUAUGCCGCCGCCCCCCAGAUCCGCAACCCCUUCCCGGCUCCCAACCAGGCGAAGAGCGACGACUAUGACCCGGAUAUGGCAGCGCAGAUCGCGCAGUGGCAGAGCGCAUAUGUGAAAGAUCCCACCAAGGAAGGGGGUGCUGGUGCACCAGCAACGGCAGGAGCGUCAGCAGCAGGGUCUGGAGGACGAGCAGGCUACGCCAACAGCGCGACGACGACGACGUACGCCGCGGAACCGAGUGCCAGUGCCGCCGCCGCAUCAGCAGCGGCUGCUUCAGCAACGAACGGCGAGAAGAAGAAGACGGUCGUGCGAUCAGGCGGUGGACAGAAAUGGUCUGACGACACGCUCCUCGAAUGGGACCCCUCUCACCUACGCCUCUUCGUCGGCAACCUAGCAGGCGAGACAACCGACGAAUCUCUCUACAAAGCAUUCUCACAGUGGAAAUCCCUGCAAAAAGCGCGCGUAAUCCGUGACAAAGUAACGUCCAAAUCCAAAGGAUACGGCUUCGUAUCCUUCAGCGACCCAGACGAGUUCUUCCAAGCAGCCAAGGAGAUGAACGGCAAGUACAUCCAGAGCCACCCGGUCGUCGUGCGCAAGAGCACCACCGAGAUCAAGCCCACCGUCGCCAAGGACAACAACCGCUGGAACAAGAACGGCAAGAACAAGAACAAGAAUAAGAACCGCGGCGGUAACGGUUCUGGUGGCGGUGGUGGUGGGAAGCGCGACGACGGCCUCGAAACCCAUCUUGGUCCCGUGCCGACCGGUGUGCAUAAGCCGGGCCAGAAGACGAAGGGCGGGUUGAAGAUAUUGGGUUGAGUGAGGGGAGGAAUAUGUAUAUACCCUGCUGAUGCCUACACCUGCAUUGGGUGUCUAGGUAAUCAUUAUGUUAUCACGCUUAGCAUGCUUUAAUACCAGGCGUUCAAGACGCGCAGACUGGAUCAGAAAAUUCGUUUCUAGAUACCAAGGAGCAUAUUAUACUAAUAAAACAUGAUAGAACACC
Daldinia loculata is the source of this 1748-nucleotide messenger RNA. RefSeq names its product RNA-binding domain-containing protein. Gene Ontology annotation, molecular function: mRNA binding. Lineage: Eukaryota; Fungi; Ascomycota; Sordariomycetes; Xylariales; Hypoxylaceae. The transcript has a single exon. The record is from RefSeq and is a predicted model, not a curated record. Bases 356 to 1564 code for a protein of 402 amino acids.